GCUCUUCUCUCUUGUACUCUGGUCCCUAUGCUGCUCAGCGCCGGAGCUCUGUGCACAGUCAGAAGCAAACUGACAGCUAUGAUCAAGAUGUGUCCCAACGAGACCGAGCUAAACAUCCCUGCCAAGAACUGCUACCGCAUGGUCAUCCUCGGCUCCUCCAAGGUGGGCAAGACAUCCAUUGUCUCCCGCUUUUUGAGUGGCCGCUUUGAGGAGCAGUACACCCCGACCAUAGAGGACUUCCACCGCAAGUUCUACAGCAUCAGAGGGGAGGUGUACCAGCUGGACAUCCUGGACACCUCGGGAAACCAUCCCUUCCCUGCCAUGAGGAGACUAUCCAUCCUUACUGGUGAUGUCUUCAUCUUGGUCUUCAGCCUUGACAACCGAGACUCCUUUGAGGAGGUCCAACGCUUGAAGCAACAGAUCAUUGAGACCAAGUCCUGUCUGAAGAACAAGACCAAGGAGAACAUUGAUGUUCCUCUGGUCAUCUGUGGCAACAAAGGCGACCGAGAUUUCUACCGAGAGGUCCAAGCUCAUGAGAUUGAGCAGUUGGUCGGAGAGGACAAUAAUUGCUCUUACUUUGAGGUCUCUGCCAAGAAGAAUUCCCAGCUGGAUGAGAUGUUCCAGGCUCUCUUUACCAUGGCCAAGCUGCCUAGCGAGAUGAGCCCCGACCUCCACCGUAAGGUCUCCGUCCAGUACUGUGAGAUCUUGCACAAAAAGUCCUUCAAGGGGAAGAAAGUGAAGGAAGACGGAGACGCCUAUGGCAUUGUAGCGCCAUUUGCCCGUAGACCCAGCAUCCAUAGUGACUUAAUGUACAUCAGAGAAAAAGCCAUUGGUGGUGGCCAGAGUAAGGACAAGGAACGUUGUGUCAUCAGCUAGGGUUGACCAAUCCGCCAGCCAAGAGGGCUUUAUAAAUAUAUACAUAGAGAAACAAAAGAUCUGGGCAUUUUCGACAAAAAAAAGCCGAGCCGUGGAGGCGUGUCCGUAGAGGGGAAUCGUUUUGCUCCCCCAUGCCUUCUGGUCGGGCCAUCGAAGUUGCCGAGUAGAACGUGGUGGCCAACUUUGCUGACACUGGACAGUGUGACAACAUGUCUGUCUCAAACCAAGAAGCAGCAGUGAGAGGUGUUUAUAGGACUUGGCGGAGGUCGGUCGAGUUCUGAGGGAGUUGUAGUACUCCGUCCGUCCCCUCCCCACCAUCUGGACUUGUAUAGUGUGUGUGUGGAGGAGGUGUUAAAGGGAAACCAGCGGACUGUAGGGUGCGAGGACCCGUGGUGACUGUUUACAUUGUGCUUCGGCACGUCUCUGGAGUAUUGUACUUGGAUCUGAACAAAUCCACUCGUUUAUACCUGGUCACAUAUUUCAUUGUCUGUUUUAUGUCUUUUUUUACCUAAUAAACAAAAAUGAAAACUUUGAA
This is a messenger RNA of Bufo gargarizans (Asiatic toad), 1411 nucleotides long. RefSeq names its product ras related dexamethasone induced 1 (gene RASD1). The transcript is spliced from 2 exons. Bases 28 to 876 code for a protein of 282 amino acids. The record is from RefSeq and is a predicted model, not a curated record. Gene Ontology annotation, molecular function: GTP binding; GTPase activity. Lineage: Eukaryota; Metazoa; Chordata; Amphibia; Anura; Bufonidae.